AUGGUGGUGGUUGAUACAUACACUGUCUCUGGUGAGAUGGGGAGGGAUAUCAAACAUCACCACCAACAUCAAUCAACCAUCAAAGCAGGUAGCUAUACUAGCUAUACAGUGGAAGUACCGUCAGAGUCUUCAGGCUGUAGUCAGUUGGUCGAUUCAACCGCUAUCCUGCCCGCCCAAUGGCCUACUUAUCUCCCGUCACACCCAGCGCAAGGAUGGAAAUGCAAGUCAUCCCUCCUCCUCCAACAACUCCGACUGCUGCUGCUGCUGCUGCUGCUGCCAGUCUCCCUCUCCCCCCUCGCUACCACCACCAGGUCAAACGUCCGAGUGCUCUCCAUUCAUCCACCCAUCCAUGCAUGCACCAUCCAUGCACAUAUACAAAUAAUAAAAAGCAAAGAAGACAGCAGGAAAAAGCAAAGAUGGGGCUCGACUUACUUACUUGUCUCGGCGUAUGCAAGGAAAGUUGGAAAGACUUUUUUCUCUUUUUUCUCUCCCCCUUCCCUUAUCUCUGGUGGCAAUGAUUCGUUUUUUUUUUUUUUUUUCCUUUUUCGCUUUGCUCUUUUUGCUUCUCUCUUCUUUGCUUUCGAGAUAAGUCUUCUUGUCGAGACGGCUGACAAGGCAGAGAGACCAUACUCAGCCGGCGGGAUAAGUUAUCAAAAAGUCAAUGGAUGGUUGCUGGUGAACUAA
Molecule: messenger RNA, 684 nt
Organism: Trichophyton verrucosum HKI 0517
Lineage: Eukaryota; Fungi; Ascomycota; Eurotiomycetes; Onygenales; Arthrodermataceae
Exons: 1
Coding region: 1-684 (227 amino acids)
Source: RefSeq, a predicted model, not a curated record